AAUACAGUCGACGUUUUUUUUCAGUUUGAAUUUGAAAACCAACGCGCGAUUACGUUUCAAAAAAAUGUCACAAAUUGCAUCAAACUCUGUUCGAGACAAACCGACGUCCAUUUUAAUUUUUACUCUCAUAAUUCUGAACGUCCCUCUUCUGACGUCAGGGAUACCAACAGAUAUCCCAGUCGCUUAUGAAAAUGUCAAACAAUUGAUACAGCCAGCAGAGUCAUCCUCAUACUGGGGUUUGGGUGAAAUGAUUUCAUACGGCGUGAAAUCCGUUCAAAAUGUCAUUAAAUUCGUGAUAGGUGUAAAUGACCCGCCUCCACGUGAAUUCCUCCUCGUUCGCAUCAGAGAUAAGAAAAAUCCGGCUAAAUACAGAGACGUUUGGCGAGAACGUGGACAGGAGGGAAAAGAUAACGAUAUUCCAAUCGAUGGUGGUAAAUUACCCGAGAACUCUUCGGUUGUGAACUCGGAAAACCCUGAGACUGAAUUCGAGUCAACUCCAGAAUCAACUUCUUCAUUGGACCCCUCGACAAGUGCUGCACCUGAGAAAGACGCGCCAGUUGCUGAAAAAAGACCUAAAAACAAAAACAGUGACUCAUCGAUAAAAGUUACAGAUGGUGAAAAUAAAGACGAUGUUCCUUCUACAAAUUCUGCAGGUGAGAAAAAUGCAAUUGUAAAGCCACCUUCACCUUCUGUUGAAACACAAGUCCCUCCUAAAGGAUUGAUUGAGAACGAUGAAUCGGUUCCCAUCGUCUCAUCUGAAAACACUCCAUCGGAACAGGGCCCAAAACACACCAAAUCAGAAAAAGUGCCACAAGUUGGUCAAACCGAUGAUGAUCUCAGCAUAGAUCAAGAUCAUUCGAAAAAAGGUGCAUCAUGGAAUUCUGAUUUCACUCAUUCAGAACAGAAAAACGCAGAAAUGAAAAACUUGCUAGAGCAGUUACCCAACGUAGGAGAAUUAUUAACACCUUUGUUGGAAAAAAUUGAUCAUCAGCCAUCCGGAACUACGGAAUUAAAUCCGCCUAAAAUUGCCGAACCUUCAGGAGUUCAGACUUCAGAACACGUUGCAGAUGAUGAAUUUCUAGAUGAGCACGAUGGAGACGAAGGUGACAACCGGAAUUCAAAACGUCCACCAAAAAGUGAAGAAAUCCCAUCCUCAUUAGCAGAUGGGAAAGAUUCAAUUAUUCCACCUGAAUCCAACUCUUCUUCAUUUGAUCCCAACCAAUUAAUUUCGAUGAAUGAAUGUGAAGUAGAAUUUGAGAGGACCUAUUGCGAAGAAAAUCCUGCAUUUUGUCAGCAAUUCCGGUCAGAUGAAGAAUUUAUCGCGUUUGUUAAAGAAAACUCGGGUUGUUCGUCUGAAGAACCACAAAUAGCUCAUCCACCUGCAAAUAAUACUGAUCACUCAGGUGAACCUUCAUCGAGUAAUCCCAAUGAUGCAAUCCCAAUGAAUGAAUGUGAGAAAGAUUUUAGAGAAAAGCUCUGCGGUCAACAUCCAGAGUUUUGUGAGUCACAGCCUGCAGAGGUCACUGAUUAUAUCAAAGCACAUUCCGGAUGUGCAUCUGAAGAACAAGAAAUAACUCAUCCACCUGCAAAUAAUGCUGAUCAUUCAGGCGAAUCUUCAUCGAAUAAUCCAGAUGAUGUAAUCCCAAUGAAUCAAUGUGAGAAAGAUUUUAAAGAAAAGCUCUGCAGUCAACAUCCAGAGUUUUGUGAGUCACAGCCUGCAGAGGUCACUGAUUAUAUCAAAGCACAUUCCGGAUGUGCAUCUGAAGAACCACAAAUAACUCAUCCACCUGCAGAUAACGCUGAUCACUCAGGGGAGUCUCCAUCGAAUAAUCCCAAUGAUGUAAUCCCAAUGAACGAAUGUGAGAAAGAUUUUAAAGAAAAGCUCUGCAGUCAACAUCCAGAAUUUUGCGAGUCACAGCCCAAAGAGGUCAUUGAUUAUAUCAAAACACACUCCGGAUGUUCACCCGAAAAAGAAAUCACUCAUCCAUCACCUGCACAUAAUCAUGAUCACUCAGUAAAAUCAUCAUCAGAUGAUCUUAGUGAUCCUAUUUCAAUGAAUCAAUGCGAAAAGAUCUUCAAAGAAAACUUUUGCGGAGCAAAUCCAGAAUUUUGUGACAAUUCGCAUUCGAAAGAACUCACUGAUUUCAUCAAAGCAUAUUCCGGAUGUUUACCCGAAAAAGAAAUAACUCAUCCAUCACCUGCACAUAAUCCUGAUCAUUCGGCAAAAUCACCAUCAAACAAUCCCAAUAACCUCAUCUCGAUGAACGAAUGCGAGGAGGACUUUAAAGUAAAACUCUGCAAAUCACAUCCAGAUUAUUGUGAAGAUCCACAAUCUGAAGAUCUCAUCGAAUACAUCAAAACAAAUUCCGGAUGUUCAUCAGAAGAACAACAAAUACCUGAUCCGGUUGAAGAUCAUCCAGAUCACUCAGCCAAAUCAUCACCAUAUAAUCCGAAUGAUCUUAUCUCUAUGAACGAAUGCGAAACAGAUUAUGAAAAGAGGCUCUGCAGGGAAGACCCUAAAUUUUGCAAAGAAUUCAAAUCAAAAGAAGAUUUCAUCGAAUAUGUCAAAAUAUAUUCCGGAUGUGCGCCCGAAGGACAGGAAAAUGAUCCAAAUGAUGCUGUAGAUCAUGGUGCAGUAGAGGAGGAUAUUUCAUACAAAGAUGAUCAGCCACAUAAUCUAGAAUCCUUUGGAAAUGUUGAUGACACUGAUGCAAUUAAUGAUAAUCUCAACGAUGAAUCUUUGAAUUUUCAUCCUGAACCUACUCCAACAAUUACAAAGAAAAAAAGUAAUAACAAGAAGAAAUCAAAAAGUUCAAAAACCAAGAAACGUUCCACAGAGACCUCUUAAAUUUUAAAUUACCAGUUUUGAAUUUUCAUUUUUCAACUUUCAACUUGAACUAAAACUGAUUUCGAAUAACUUUUAAGGUAUUGACUAGAAAAAGCAAUCAAUUUCUGUGUUUUAUUUUUUAUUUUUGUAAUAUUCAAAUUAUUGUUUAUAGUGUAAAAACGAGGACUCUCCUUGAUACUUCCAAGGAAGGGAUUGCCCAAGUUGUGCACAAGAUAAGCUCAGGGUACAUAUAAA
Messenger RNA from Planococcus citri (citrus mealybug), 3082 nucleotides. RefSeq lists its product as uncharacterized. The record is from RefSeq and is a predicted model, not a curated record. The transcript is spliced from 2 exons. The coding region runs from base 65 to 2848 and encodes 927 amino acids. Lineage: Eukaryota; Metazoa; Arthropoda; Insecta; Hemiptera; Pseudococcidae.